This is a messenger RNA of Nematolebias whitei (Rio pearlfish), 2669 nucleotides long. RefSeq names its product GTP dependent ribosome recycling factor mitochondrial 2 (gene gfm2). The record is from RefSeq and is a predicted model, not a curated record. Bases 111 to 2396 code for a protein of 761 amino acids. The transcript is spliced from 21 exons. Gene Ontology annotation, cellular component: mitochondrion. Gene Ontology annotation, biological process: mitochondrial translation; ribosome disassembly. NCBI's taxonomy places the organism in Eukaryota, Metazoa, Chordata, Actinopteri, Cyprinodontiformes, Rivulidae. Gene Ontology annotation, molecular function: translation elongation factor activity; GTP binding; GTPase activity.
GGGGACGUAUUUUUGAGCGGUAAGGUACAAAAGCAUUCUGUACUCAAGGCUCUUCAGUUAAAUGUUCCCACAGAUAUUGGGACAUAAAGGAGAUUUAACAGGAAGCUGACAUGCCUGUAAAAGCUUUUCAGACGUUCACCAGGAUGGUUUGGGGAAGAAGUUUAUUAGCUGCUGGACAUCUCAGAUGCAGCUGUCAAGCAAAGAUACAUUAUAGCUUUCUCCCAGAUGAUAUCAAAUCAGUGCGGUCUGUGGUCAACCCUGAUAUUUCCAAGAUCCGAAACAUCGGCAUCAUGGCUCACAUUGAUGCAGGAAAAACAACCACCACAGAGAGAAUGCUUUAUUACUCUGGUUACACAAGAAUACUGGGAGAUGUGGACGAUGGAGACACAGUCACAGAUUUUAUGGCUCAGGAAAGGGAACGUGGCAUCACCAUCCAGUCAGCAGCCGUUACGUUUGAUUGGAAGAGCCAUCGGAUAAACCUUAUAGACACCCCAGGACAUGUUGACUUCACACUGGAGGUGGAGCGGGCGCUCCGAGUUCUCGAUGGGGCUGUUGCUGUGUUGGACGCCUCUGCUGGUGUUGAGGCUCAGACUCUGACAGUGUGGAGGCAGGCGGAGAAGCACCGCAUCCCAUGUCUGUGUUUUCUGAAUAAGAUGGACAAACCUGCAGCAGACCUAAAUUUCUCCAUUGAAAGCAUAAGACAGAAACUGAAAGCCAGUCCAAUCCUCCUGCAGAUUCCUGUUGGCAGCGGUAAGAACUUCACAGGUGUGGUUGAUUUGUUAACCAAUCAGAAGCUUGUGUGGAAGCUGAGAUCCACUAGAGAUGAUGGACGAGUGUUUGAGUCAGAGGCUCUCAGCCAGUCUGAUGAUCCUGACCUCCUGCAGGCAGUGGGCGAGGCCAGGACGGCUCUGAUUGAGCAGCUUGCUGAUCUGGACGAUGAAUUUGCUGAGCUGCUGCUGACCAGUUUUAGUGAUCAUUUCGAUGCAGUUCCUUCCAUCAGACUCCAAGAGGCGGUGCGACGACUCACUUUGGCUCGUAAAGGAGUCCCUGUGCUCUGCGGCAGCGCGCUGAGAAACAAAGGUGUGCAGCCUCUCCUAGACGCCAUCACUGCGUACCUGCCUGCUCCGAACGAACGGCACCAUGAUCUGGUACGGUGGUACAAAGAUGACUUGUGUGCGCUGGCCUUCAAGGUUCUUCAUGACAAACAGCGUGGUCCUCUAGUUUUCCUCAGGGUAUACUCAGGUACUCUGAAACCACAGACAGCCAUCUACAACCUGAACAGGAGCAGCACUGAGAGGAUGAGUCGACUGCUGGUACCUUUUGCAGAUCAGCAUGUAGAGAUCCCUUCAAUGACCGCAGGAAACAUUGCACUAACUGUAGGACUGAAGCAGACAGUCACAGGAGACACCAUCGUUUCAUCCAAAGCAUCAGCAGCAGUUGCAGCUGGCAGAGCCCAAGAUGAGCGUCAAACAGAGACAGGCUGUGGAGAUCGAGACAACAUCAUCCUCUCUGGAGUGGAAGUCCCUGAUCCUGUCUUCUUCUGCACCAUAGAACCUCCCACCUUGGCCAAACAGGCGGAUCUGGAAAAUGCCCUCCGCUGCCUCCAGAGGGAAGACCCCAGUCUAAAAGUCCGAGAUGACCCCGAUUCUGGUCAGACCAUCCUGUGUGGGAUGGGAGAGCUGCACAUCGAAAUCAUCCAUGAUCGAAUUAGAAGAGAGUAUGGCAUCGAGACUCACCUGGGACCGCUGCAGGUGGCCUACAGAGAGACCGUUCUUCAUGAGGUUUCAACUACAGAAACUCUGGAUCGGACAGUGGGGGAGAGACGGCACGUUGUGACGGUGCAGCUGACAGUCAGGCCUGCAGACGACUCCUCGUGUGACUCAGCACUUACAGAGGAGCUGGAGACACAGCUGUCAACAGAAAUGAAAGAGGCUAUGCAGAAUGGAGUGCACAGCUCAUACCUUCAAGGCCCGCUGCUGGGAUAUCCUGUACAGGGUGUGUCCACACUGAUCCGCCAUGUUGCCACGGAACCAGGGACAUCUCCUACCAUGGUGUCCGCCUGUGUGUCUCGUUGCAUGUUAAAGGCACUGAGCCUCGCAGGCGGCCAGGUCCUGGAACCAGUGAUGUCCCUUGAGGUGAUUGUGCUCGAGGAACACCUCAGCUCUGUGCUGGGGGACUUGGCCCAAAGACGAGGGACGAUCCGAAACAUCCAGAGUCGCCAUGACAACAAGGUGCUGCUGGCUACUGUGCCCUUAGCAGAGACGAUGGGCUACUCAACCAAGCUGCGAACUUUGACCUCUGGCAAUGCUACCUUCUCACUGGAGCUGGACACCUACGAGGCCAUGAACCCUCAGGACCAGAACUCACUGCUAAAAAAGAUGUCUGGUCUGCUGUGAUCCUCAGACGCUUCUGCAACUGAGACUUUCUGUGAACCUCAGACCUCUGAACACUCUGGAGGGGUUUGAACACAGAACUAUUAUGACAAAUAAUUAGCCGCUUCAUUUCUGUACUGGUAUGAUUAUUAUCUCCUGCUGCCAUGAAAUGUGUCAGUCAUGCCUGAGCAAAUAUCUCAAGAACCACCAGUGGCGGCUGCUCAACAGAGGGCGCUAGGGUGCCUCCCCACCACUGACACCACUCACCAUAUUACAUUGAAGACUUAAAAAAAUUAA